Labrus mixtus (cuckoo wrasse) is the source of this 5012-nucleotide messenger RNA. It is a transcript of the gene zbed4, whose product is annotated as zinc finger, BED-type containing 4. Lineage: Eukaryota; Metazoa; Chordata; Actinopteri; Labriformes; Labridae. The transcript is spliced from 2 exons. The record is from RefSeq and is a predicted model, not a curated record. Bases 390 to 4196 code for a protein of 1268 amino acids. Gene Ontology annotation, molecular function: DNA binding; protein dimerization activity.
GAAGACCCUGCGACCGGUGACAUCAUGAAAACAUGUUCCUUCCGUCCGACGCUGUGUGGAGCUACUUCGGCCGAACGUGAACUGCUAGCUAACCAGGAGACAAAAGCAACAAAGUGAACCCCCUCUGGAUCAAUCAAAUGUGUCAUUUUUUAACUAUUUAGGAGCCGAAACCCGGUGAUUACACGGUCGUACUUCACAAUUAUGUGUGGAGAGGUGGAAAUCCUUAAGGCCUAAAUGGAGAGGGGCAAGCAGGCUUACUGUGUCCCUGACAACCACACACUUUCUACAACCCCUGCUUGAGCUGCAGUAUCGAUGACUACUCCUGAAAAAAUUGAUUACAGUUGAUGACACAGACCUGACAACUCUAAAGAAACCCUUGGGCUGCUGCCAUGGAUGGGGAGGAAGAGGUCUCUCACAUCAUUGAGGAUAUGGAUAGUGAGCCUAAUGGCUUCACUGAAAAUAAAAGAAGAGAGGCAAAAGGGACCUGCCUGAAAAUUGAGGGCCAGGAUGGUUACGUGUUCAAAUCCUACACCAUUAACCCUCACGAGGCUGCAGACGAAAAGUCAACCGCUUGCUCCUCGUUAACACUGGAUACAGACUCUCCCCCUUCUUUCAAUUUAUCUUCUCAGGAUGAAAAACAGCUGGAGUCAGACCAAGCAAGUGAAACUGAUCCAGCUUCUCCAGCUCUUUCAAAUAAUUGCCUAAACACUGAUACUGAGGGAAAUACAGAGAGUGAAAAGUAUGAAAAUGGCAAUGAAGAAAGUCAACAUAUCAAAGAGGAGAUCGGGGAAACAAAUGGAUUGAAGGAGGAAACCCAGGAUGAUGAAACCCAGGAUGAUGAAACCCAGGAUGAUGAAAGGCUAGCAUUUGGUAGCUCAGUUGGUCCCUUUGUAACUAAAGAUGGUGAUGAUUACAGUAAUUUACUAAGUGGAUACACAAGCACCCUUUAUGAUGUUGCCAUGGAUGCUGUCACCCAGAGCCUUUUGUCAUCUAUGAGGAGUAAUACCAACCCGAGGAAAAAAUCUCCUGCAUGGAAUCAUUUCUGUAUAUCACCAAGGGACAGUACCAAAGCAAUCUGUUUAUACUGCAUGAAAGAAUUCAGUAGGGGAAAAAAUGAGAAAGACCUCAGUACAAGUUGUUUAAUGAGGCAUGUACGAAGGGCUCACCCCACUGUGCUUUUACAAGAUGGAGAUGCAUCCUCAAAUCUGAAUAGCUCUCUUUCCUCAUGUUUGAUACCUCCCACCCCAAACUCACCAAAAAAUGGAGACUUGACUAAUAGCGUCGUCUCUUCUGCCUCAAAGAACACUUCACCGUCCACUUCCUCAGCUGAAAAUUCAGAUCUUUCUUCCAAAGUAGUGUUACCAAAAGUCGAACCAAAACUAGAACCAUAUACCAACACUGACAGUCUUUUCAGCUCAUUCUCAGCCUCACAUUCCAAUGAAAGCAUCCUUGAAGACAUGGCAGAAGGAGGGCCAGAGCGUCUUCCUGGGACCCCUAAAAGCUCAAGUUCCCGUCGGAGAUCAGCUGUCUGGAAACACUUCUACCUGUCACCUGCUGAUAAUUCCAAAGCAGUUUGCAUCCAUUGCAUGAAUGAAUUCAGUAGGGGUAAAAAUGGAAAGGAUCUAGGGACUAGCUGUCUUAUUCGUCAUAUGUGGAGGGCCCACAAAGAGGUUGUCAUUGAGGAAAAUGGACAGGGCAAUCACAUCCCCCCACCGUAUACAAACCCACCCUCACUAUUGUCCCGCACACAACUACAAGAUCCACUGGAUUUAAAAAAAGAAUCACCUCUUCUGCCAGCCUCACCAGAAACCUUAUCAGAUGAAUUACCCCAAAACAUAGAGGAAAGCAUGAAUAUAAAAGAAGAAUGUGAUGAGGCUAUGCAUCUCUCAGGACAGGAGUCGUCUGUCAGUCUCUCCUUCAGUACUCAAGGUGAGGAUACACCCUUAACUUCUUUACCAUGUGACCUCCCUGAAGGUCAAAGCCUCAAUCAGGAUCAUUCAGUUUUCCAGCAAAACAAGAAGAUCAUGAAACGGGUGAAAUCUGAAGUGUGGCAUCAUUUCAUAGUGUCACCAGUUGACCAGUUAAAAGCACUGUGCCGUUACUGUCCAUGUGUCAUCAGUCGGGGUAAACGGGGCGACUUUGGUACAAGCUGUCUCAUGAGGCAUCUUAUGAGACGCCACCCAGACGUCCUCAAAAACCAAAAAAGCACAGAUGAGAAGAAAUCCUCCCCUCAUCCUUACACCAAUCUCACAGCAACAGAUGCAGUUUCAACCAAAGAAACUGAGAGCCCUGCCAGUGAGAAAAAGUCACAAACCAUGCCUGUUUUCAGCAAAAAGACAUCAAAACUGUGGAACCAUUUUUCCAUUUCCCCUGCUGACCCCACAAAGGUGGUUUGUUUGCACUGUAGCCGCACAAUUAGCAGAGGCAAAAAGACUACGAACCUCGGCACAAGCUGCCUCUUCAGGCACAUGCAGAGGUUUCAUGGACAUGUUCUUGAAAGUAACAAAACUAUCUCAGGUGAUGUGCCGUCUGCUGAAAUUCACGUUAAACAAGAGCUCAUGGACACUAAUGUUUAUGAGACGGAACAGAACCAUGAGAGGUUUGAUGAACACCACCCGGUUGCCAAAAAAAUCACCAAACUUAUUGCAGAAAUGCUCGCACUGGAUCUUCAGCCAUCAGCUAUGGUAGAGAAUGCUGGACUGAACAGACUACUAGAGCACCUCCAGCCUCAGUAUUCUCUACCACCUUCUUCUUACUUUACCAGCACUGCCAUACCAGAUAUGUACGAAAGGGUGAAGGACGUUGUGCUGACCCACCUGAAAGAGGCCGAAGGUGGCGUCGUACACUUCACUACUAGUAUUUGGGUUAGCAGCCAAACAAGAGAAUACCUGACCCUUACUGCCCACUGGGCAACAUACGAGUCCAGUGUCAGACCACAGGGUCAGGACUUUCACUGCUCCGCUCUCCUCAGUGUCUCACAAAUAGACUGUGAUCAAGAUAUGCAUGACAUCCCAAAGCAGCUUGAGUAUCUAUGGGAUACUUGGAUCGCCUCAUCAGGGCUGAAAAAGGGGUUCACUGUAACUGAUAACAACACCAUCAGAAACACCUUAGAGGACCAUGGCCAUGUCACCAUGCAGUGUUUUGGACACACUAUAGACCUCAUAGUUACCGAAGCCAUAAAGAGCCAGAGAAUGGUUCAGAACCUUCUGAGUAUUGCACGAAAGAUCUGUGAACGUGUGCACCGCUCGGCAAAUGCCAAGGAGAAACUGGCUGAGCUCCAGAGGGUCCACCAGCUUCCAGAGAACCAACUGAUUCAGGAUGUUCCUUCUAAAUGGAGGACCUCUUUUUUCAUGCUGGAGCGGCUGGUGGAGCAGAAGAAAGCCAUCGAUGAAUUGUCAAUAGAGUGCAAUUUCAGGGAAAUGAUCAGCUGCGAUCAGUGGGAGGUUAUGCUGUCGGUCUGCAAUGCACUGAAACCUUUCGAAGUCGCCUACAGGGAGAUGAGCAACCGCACUGCCACUCUGGGACAAGUGAUACCACUCAUUCACAUCCUGAACAGAAAGAUAGACCUGCUGUUUGAUGAAACUGUGGGCAUUGACAACAUGCUCAAGUCUUUAAAGGAAGCCAUGGUGAGCAGAAUGUCUGCCACUCUGUAUGACCCACGAUACACCUGGGCCACCAUGCUGGACCCACGAUACAAGACUUCAUUGUUCACAGAGGAGGAAGCUGAGCAGUGGAAGCAGGAUCUAAUCCGGGAGCUGGACUCAUCAUCUUCUACCUCAGUGGCAGUUAAGCCUCCACUGCCCAAUGGCUGCAACGAGGCCCCAGUUUCAUCCAACACCCCCAACUCAAACAAGGACAACCUUUGGUCCCUUAUGGCUGAUAUCCGACAAAAGAUAAAACACGAGGAAAAGCCAAAGUCCUCAGAGCUGGUAGUGCUGGAAUACCUUGAGGAAGACAUACUUGAUCAAAGCUGUGACCCCCUCGACUACUGGAACCUUAAAAAGUUCCUGUGGCCUGAUCUUGCCAAAGUAGCCGCCCGCUAUGUGGGCUGCCCGCCCAGCAUUGUCCCAGCAGAGACGCUGUUCAGCACAGCUAGUGUCAACUAUGCCCUAAAUCAGCCCAGGCCUUUAUUGGAGAACAUGGAGGGUUUGCUCUUCCUUAAGGUUAACCUCCCUUUGAUUUAUUUUCAGUACUGAUUUAUUGUUAAGCAAAACUUCAAAAACCCUUUAUCAAGGACCAAGUUGCGUAGCUGUGAAAUGGGGUUGUUGAGCAAAAUGUAAAAUAUGGAUUUAUACACUGAUUAUUAUCGAGGCCAGAUUUGAGGUUUUAUGUGAUGUGUACUACUGUUAAACACUUUGGAGCUGUUUGGAGGGGUCUCAGUCAAAAGUGUAUCAGGGAGGGAGGGAGGUUUUUUUCCUAGCUGUAGGGGUUGGUGAUUAUGUGUUUGCUUGUAAAUUUGAUGUUUUCGUUUUUCUUUGUGUCGACUCUCUCCUCGUGCCUUAUCCAAAACUACUUCAGGUCAAAAUACUGUAAAUAUUUUGUUAAAUUGCGCAAAUCACUUCAGGAUUCUUUUUUUUUUGAUAAUUAUGUAUUAAAGAUAGAUGCAGAGUUGUUUUCUGAAUGGAAACAUGGCCCAAAAAUAAAUGCUGUGACUGAAAGAUGUUUUAAGUUAAUGUUAUUUAAUUUUCAUUGUGAAUUUGUGGCUCAUGGUACUGUCAUUUAGAAAUAGAACUUUUCUUUUUUACUUGCUGAAUUGUUUUUAAUAAGAUGUAUGAUAUUGCUGUAUUUUCAGAAUAAGCAGUUUGUUUGGAAUAUACAAUUUGUCUCUUAAGCACAAUUUAAGUUUAUGUCCAGGGGAUUAAAUUAUGGGUUUAUUAUUGAGAAAAACAAUGUACUGUACAUUUUUAUAUGAAAUGACUUCGGAACCUAAUUUGAUAAAUGUUUUAGCAUUGAGACUGGAACCAUGCAAAUUUUUGUGGUCAUUUGUAAAUAAAGGUUUUCCUUAUGCAAUA